AUGCUCGAAGUGACGCCCUUGCUGCCAGUACAAGUGAGUCCGCGGCCCGCGACGCUGCGCGCGCUUAUUUGGCACGUGGACCCGGGCUUGCUAUAUUUGAUUGUGAUCAACGUACUUGUCACCGUCUACGGCUCGGCCAGCUCGUCGCCACCAGACGCCGGCAUCCGCAUGGUGGUGGCCUUUUCCACCGCUGUCUUCCUCUUCGAGUACCUCUUGCGUCUCUGGUCGUGCGUCGAGGACCGUCGGUUUGCCUCCAACGCUGUGCUUGGACGUCUCGCCUGGAUGCGCCGCCCCAUGUCGCUGAUUGAUCUUGUUGCGCUCGUGCCCUACGUGGUUGAAGCGAUCGCGUGCUACAGCGCUGUGUAUGACUACCAUAUCACAGGCCUGCGCCUUCUGCGGGUCCUCGCCUUUCUGCGCAUCGAGCGGUCGUACGAUGCGGUCAAGCGCCUUCGCAUCAUCUUUCGCAAAAAGCGGCACGAGCUCUUUGUGAUCACAUACCUCACGGGCGCCGUCAUCCUCCUCUCGGGCAUCACCAUCUUUUUUCUCGAGCAAGAGGCGCAGCCAAAGGUGUUUUCCAGCAUUGGCGUCGGCGCGUGGUGGGCCGUCGAGACCAUCACGUCGCUUGGGUACGGAGACGCGGUGCCCAGGACGGUGGCUGGCCGCAUCUUUGCCUCGGUCGUCGCGCUCUGGGGCAUCGACCUCUUUGCGAUUCCAGGCGCCAUUCUCGGCAGCGGCUUUGUCGAGGUCAUGCUCAAGCACCAAACCGCCAAGGAGCGACGCGCCAAUGCGGAGUGGCUGCAGCAUGCGUGCACGCGGCUGCACGUACCGUUUUUUGCCGAACUGGACCUGCCGUCACGCAGCGAGAGCUCGACGACAUCGUCGCCGCCACCGUCCCCGUCGUCGACAAGCGAGUAUGCUCGUACAUGCUUCUCGAGCGCACACUUUGAGCGCGUGGCCGAGACGCAGGAGCGGCUCGUGCUGCAGCUACACACCAAGUAG
Messenger RNA from Saprolegnia parasitica CBS 223.65, 999 nucleotides. RefSeq lists its product as hypothetical. NCBI's taxonomy places the organism in Eukaryota, Oomycota, Saprolegniomycetes, Saprolegniales, Saprolegniaceae. Gene Ontology annotation, molecular function: voltage-gated potassium channel activity. The coding region runs from base 1 to 999 and encodes 332 amino acids. Gene Ontology annotation, biological process: potassium ion transmembrane transport. The transcript has 11 exons. The record is from RefSeq and is a predicted model, not a curated record. Gene Ontology annotation, cellular component: membrane.